AUGGCCGGUCUUCAUCUCAACAUCGACUGGAAGUCGAAUCGGCGGGCCAUCGCCUACUGUCUAGUGGCUGCCAUCGGUGCUCUUUGUUACGGUUACGAUACGAUCUACUAUACCGGAAUUCAGGGCAUGCCAUGGUUUGCCAAGGACUACGGGGAACAGAACGCAGAUGGCUCCUACUCGCUGGGGACAUCGUUCCUAUCGCUAUCUGCUAGCAUCAUCUAUGUGGGAGAGUUAGUCGGAGCUCUUGCUGCCGCUCCCAUCAAUGACUUUUUCGGCCGGCGUGCUGUGUUUCUGUCGGCCUCUCUUUGUAUCGUUAUCGGAGCCAUCGUGCAAGUGUGCUCCUUUGGCUCUGAUCCAGUAUUUUGUGUCAGUCGUGUUUUGAUUGGUCUAGGUGUCGGGCAGUUCACUGCGACUUGUCUGAUGUACAUCGGAGAGGUCGCACCGUCCGCCAUCAGAGGUCCGGCUCUCAUGUGCUUCCAGUUCAUGCAGUCUGUCUCGCAGUUAGUCGGAGCCUGUGUCAACCAAGGCACGCAGAGCAUUUCCAGUGCUCAAUCUUAUCGCAUUCCUAUGUGCCUACUGGUUGUCCUCCCCGGUAUCAUGCUUCUGUGCCUUCCUUUCACACCCGAAAGCCCAGUGUGGUAUAUGUACAAAGGCAAACGCGAUAAGGCCAUCAAGGCCCUCCGCAAAAUCAACCACAGCUUUCGUGACUAUGAUCCCUCGGCGGACAUCCAAGCAAUCGACGACCAAGUCCAAAUGGAACGUGAAAUGGCGAAAGAUGCUACCUGGAUGUCGCUCAUUAUGGAUCCCGUUGAGCGCCGUAAGCUCUUCUACGCCUGCGGCGCCAUGUUCGUGCAGCAAAUCAACGGUAUCCAGUUCUGGUACACAUACGGCGUUGUAUUUGCGCAGUCGAUUGGCGUCUCCGACCCCUUCACUAUAAACACCAUUAUCUACGUUCUACAAAUAAUUACCGUCGGUGUUGCAGUUGUCCUCGGAAACAAGAUCAAGCGCCGCACGAACCUCCUCAUCUGCUCGGGGGGUCGUGGCAUCGGCAUCGGUAUCGUGGUUCUCGCCUAUAUCAACAUUAUCUUCUACAAUUUCUCCAUCGGCACGCUUUCGUACUCCAUCGCAUCGGAGAUGUCCGUUGGCCGCAACAGAAACAAGAUCACCUCGUGCGCCAUGGCCGUAUUCUUUCUUACAGUCUGGCUCAUGGUCUUCACCAGUCCUUACAUGUACUACACGGCCAAUUUAGGUCCAAUGAUUGGUUUCGUCUAUGGAGGAACAACCCUAUUUUUACUGGCUUACUCGUGGUUCUGUGUUGGUGAGACCGCGGGUCGGACCAAUGCGGAAAUUGAGAGACUCUUCCAAGACAAAGUUCCUGUUCGCCAGUGGGCAACAUAUGUGAUUCCUUCCGAUGAUGUGGUAGUUAUGAAGAAGCAGGGUACCGAGGAUGAGCAGAUUGAGAUGGCGUGA
Molecule: messenger RNA, 1470 nt
Organism: Penicillium crustosum
Lineage: Eukaryota; Fungi; Ascomycota; Eurotiomycetes; Eurotiales; Aspergillaceae
Exons: 2
Coding region: 1-1470 (489 amino acids)
Biological process (GO): transmembrane transport; carbohydrate transport
Cellular component (GO): membrane
Molecular function (GO): carbohydrate:proton symporter activity
Source: RefSeq, a predicted model, not a curated record